UCAUUUCUUGUGAAGCAUAUUCAAACCGGCAGAAGAAGCUUCCUGGAAAUCACUCGUCGAAAAUCUGAAAAUGACCAGACGAAACGAUAAAUGAUACGACUUGCGCCUCACAUUAACUCCGGACGAAACCUACACCAUGCAGUUUCUCAGUUCCAUCGCGAAAAUAUCCGGAUAAUAAAGUACUACAGAUAAAUAAAGAGAAUUUGACUUGAAUGCCCUCGUUGAUCCCCAUUUUUACGCUUAUAUCCAGUUUCUUAGUCGCUAGGUAUCCUCCUGUCAGCCUACUCAUUUUCCCGAGAAACGAACGCUGCAAAACCCAAAUGUAAACUUCUUCUCAACGGCUUCGUCACUUGCACAAUCAUACUCUUUCCCUUUCCCUUGGGCUCGAACGUUAGAUUACUAACUGUUGGAUAUGGGUUUCAAAGCAGUUUAUCGAAGCUUGAUGGAGCUGUUUCCACAGGUGGAUUCACGCAUGCUAAAGGCUGUUGCUAUUGAGAACCCCAAAGAUGUUAAUGGAGCUGCUGAAGUCAUUAUUUCAGAGGUUCUUCCUUUUCUUUCACAACAGUCCAUGGUUGACAGUCCCCUCCACAAGGACUGCAGUCCAAGCGGGCUAUCAGGUGGAAGAGUUGUGAAUGACGAACAGAACAAUAGGACUGUGACCACUUCUUUGGAAUCAAAAUCAAUAGCCAAAGAAGAUGCCUGUAAAACUGAUCUUACAAGUGCCAUCCAUCAUUCUGGUUCAACUCAUCAAGAAAAGGCACUGAAUCCACCUACACUGUUAUCUUGUGGCACAAAUGUUGACACCAAUCAAUUCCCAGGAAGUAGCACUAAUCAGCUUCAACGAAAUAUUGAAAGUGAGGAACUCAUAUUAUUGUUGAGGUCUCAACAUCAAGACAAUGUGCCGUCUGACUUGAAUAUUGAAAGGGAGGAAUCAAUAUUGUUGAUGGGGUCUCAACAUCAAGAAGAAAAUGUCCAGUCUGCCACAAGUCAGACUUCCAAAGUCACAUUAAGUGCUUUGUCGUGUGAUGAAAAUAUGGAUUUCAGUCAAUCAUGUACUGAAAGUGAGGUGCCAGCUUCAUCAUUGGGUAAAUGUCAAGGGAUUAACAUCAAAGUUGGGGAUGAACAAACUUCUCAAAUCAUGCCAAUUAAUUUGUCACUGGAAAAUUGUGGGCAUGAUAGCCGGUGGAAAGAUCAUGAUGGCUCUUCGGCUGGUAAUUUUGAUAGGCCUCAUAGUGAACAAGUCCCUCAAGUGGUGUCGUGUUUAGGUUGUUCUGGUUUGGAAUUGGAAAAUUCUAUGGUUGAAGAGACACUAGAUGCUGCAGAAGGUGAUCUUCAAUCAGAAUUGUCUGCCACUUCCAGUGGCAGUAAGAUUUUGAAGUCCAAGCAGGACAUCAAAAUUGAUUUUCUUGAGGAUGUUAUUGAAGCUGCUAAAAACAACAAGAAAACUUUGUUUUUAGCAAUGGAAUCAAUUAUGAACAUGAUGAGACAAGUUGAACUUCAAGAGAAAAUUGCUGAGCUAGCCAAAGAGGAAGCUGCUAGUGCAGGCCUGGACAUUCUAACCAAGGUGAAGGAACUUAAACAAAUGCUGGAACCUGCAAAGGAGGCAAAUGACAUGCAUGCAGGGGAAAUUUAUGGUGAGAAGGCCAUUCUAGCCACUGAAGCGAGGGAGUUGCAGGCUAGGCUAAUCAGCUUGUCUGAGGAAAGAGAUAAAGCUCUUGCAAUUCUCGAUGAGAUGCAACAAACCCUGGAAGCUCGACUAGAUGCAGCGGAGGAACUAAGGAGAACUGCUGAGGAGCAGAAGCUGGAAAAAGAAGAAUCUGCACGAAAUGCUCUUGCUGAACAAGAGGCCAUCAUGGAGAAGGUGGUGCAGGAGUCCAAGUUCCUUCAGCAGGAGGCAGAGGAAAAUUCUAAGCUUCGGGAGUUUCUGAUGGACCGUGGCCGGUUCGUUGAUACAUUACAAGGAGAAAUAUCUGUUAUUUGUCAGGAUGUGAGAUUGCUGAAAGAGAGAUUUGAUGAGCGUGUGCCAUUGAGCAAAUCAAUUACCUCAAGCCAAACAAGUUGCAUCUUGGCCUCGUCUGCCUCAUCUGUUAAAAGCGUGGCGUCUGAUGAACUGAUUCCUGAGCAAAAAGAAGUAUCUAAGAGCCCUAAAGACAGAAGUCCCACAUCCUCAAUUUGUAACCACUCACCUAAGAGCCAACAGGAAGACGAGGAAAAUAAUCGCAAAGAGCUUUUGGAUGAUGGGUGGGAUUUCUUUGAAAAUGACACUGAUAUGUAAAGCUGAAGUGGUAUGUAAAUGGUGGAGUUAUGUAAAUGGUGGAUAAAGAAGGAAUAAUUUCUUCUAAAUGGGUUCCAUAUUAGGUGUUGGAGAUUUUGAUUUAACAUUGUAUAGGUUAAUAGCUAUUAAUCUCUAUUUUUGGAUUUUAUGAAAUGACUGAUCAAAUAAACAUGCGAACCAAUUCAACUAA
This is a messenger RNA of Hevea brasiliensis (rubber tree), 2465 nucleotides long. RefSeq lists its product as uncharacterized. The coding region runs from base 413 to 2275 and encodes 620 amino acids. The transcript has 9 exons. NCBI's taxonomy places the organism in Eukaryota, Viridiplantae, Streptophyta, Magnoliopsida, Malpighiales, Euphorbiaceae. The record is from RefSeq and is a predicted model, not a curated record.